AGCGCGAUGAGCGCGGGCUGAGGGGGGGUUGGGGGGGGGGGGGAUCCGCCGCCAUGGUGGCUCACGAUGAGCUCGGGGGGCUGCUGCCCAUCAAAAGGACUAUCCGCGUCAUCGACGCGCAGAACCAGCACUUCAGGGAGCAGGAGGAGCCCAGCAACAAACGGGUGCGGCCCCUGGCUCGGGUCACCUCCCUGGCCAACUUGAUCUCUCCUGUCAGAAAUGGGGCGGUUCGGCGCUUCGGGCAGACCAUCCAGUCGUUCACUCUGCGCAGCGACAGCAAAUCCCCGGGCUGUGCGCACAAGUCCUGCAGCAGAUCUGCCGCUCCCACGCCCCCCAAGAGGAGGAACAGCGUCCUGUGGUCGGAGAUGUUGGAUGUCAACAUGAAAGAGUCCCUGAGCUCCAAAGAAAUCAAGCGCCAGGAGGCCAUAUACGAGAUGUCCAGGGGAGAACAGGACCUGAUCGAAGACCUCAAACUUGCCAGAAAGGCCUACCAUGAUCCCAUGCUGAAACUCUCCAUCAUGUCCGAGGAGGAGCUCACCCACAUAUUUGGAGACUUGGAUUCCUACAUUCCUCUGCACGAGGACUUACUGGCGAGUUUAGGAGAAGCAACAAAACCAGAUGGGACGGUGGAGCAGAUUGGGCCCAUUCUUGUGAAGUGGCUACCACGGCUCCAUGCCUACAAAGGCUACUGCAGCAACCAGCUGGCAGCCAAGGCCCUGCUGGACCAGAAGAAGCAGGACAGGAGGGUCCAGGACUUCCUGCAGCGCUGUCUGGAGUCUCCCUUCAGCCGCAAGCUGGACCUCUGGAGCUUCCUGGACAUCCCUCGGAGCCGGCUGGUGAAGUAUCCGCUGCUCCUCAAGGAGAUCCUGCGGCACACGCCCAAGGACCACCCCGACGUCCACAUCCUGCAGGAGGCCAUAUCCAUAAUCCAAGGGGUCCUCUCUGACAUCAACCUGAAGAAGGGCGAGUCCGAGUGCCAGUAUUACAUCGACAAGCUGGAGUACCUGGAUGAGAAGCAGAAGGAUCCAAGGAUUGAAGGCAGCAAAGCUUUGCUGUGCCACGGGGAGCUGAAGAACAAAAAUGGACAUAAGCUCUACGUGUUCCUCUUCCAAGACGUCCUGGUGCUGACCCGGCCGGUGACCCGCAAUGAGCGCCAGGCCUUCCAGGUGUACCGGCAGCCCAUCCCCGUGCAGGAGCUGCUGCUGGAGGACCUGCAGGACGGGGAUGUGAAGAUGGGAGGGUCCUUCCGAGGAGCCUUCGGCAACUCCGAUAAAGCCAAGAACAUCUUCCGGGUGCGGUUCCAGGAGGCCGCGGCAGGCCAGUCGCACACGCUGCAGGCCAACGACGUGUUCCACAAGCAGCAGUGGGUGAACUGCAUCCGCAGCGCCAUCGCCCCCUUCCAGAGCGCUGCCCCUCCCUCCGAGCUGCAGGAGCUGCCGGAGCUCAGCGAGGAGUGCGAGGAGAACGACCCCUCCGUGCCCGGCGUGCCGGCACCGCCGCACCGCGCCGGGACACCCCCCCUGGAGCUGGGCGAGGGCACGGCCCGGGACUCAGGGACAGCGGCACACACCCCCUCCCCCGGGCUCACGAGAGCCAGGGAGAAGCAGCUCAGCGGGAAGCGGAAAGAAACGCUGGUGUAGGGAGAAGAGGAGCCCAGAGGGGGCUCCUUCCCUCCCUCCUUCCUUCCUUUCCCCGAGGGAAAACUGUUUAUUUAUAAAUAACGCCGUGUACAUUUGUGGAA
Molecule: messenger RNA, 1741 nt
Organism: Empidonax traillii (willow flycatcher)
Lineage: Eukaryota; Metazoa; Chordata; Aves; Passeriformes; Tyrannidae
Gene: NET1
Product: neuroepithelial cell transforming 1
Exons: 10
Coding region: 54-1640 (528 amino acids)
Biological process (GO): intracellular signal transduction; positive regulation of Rho protein signal transduction
Molecular function (GO): guanyl-nucleotide exchange factor activity
Source: RefSeq, a predicted model, not a curated record